UUCAUACGUUUACAAAUAAAGUAUUUUAUUAGUGAAAAAAGUGUUGUUAAUCAAAAAACGAAAUCAAACGUUGUGUAAAUAAUUAUAAUUAGUCACUAAAAUGCCAGUGCCUUGUAAGAGGGGUUGCGGAAAUAAUGCAGUUCUGAAGAGGCCGAAAACAGGAGACGCAAUUUGUAAAGAAUGUUUUUUUUGGGCGUUCGAAACAGAAAUUCACUACACCAUCACAAAAGGCAAAUUAUUCAAUAAAGGAGACUCCGUUGCAGUUGCUGCUUCUGGUGGUAAAGACUCUACAGUCCUCGCACAUAUGCUCAAAACCCUCAAUGAACGAUACAACUAUGGCUUAAACCUGAUGUUACUCUCCAUCGAUGAGGGUAUCACAGGAUAUCGGGACGACAGUCUUGAAACAGUGAAACAAAACAGAGAUGAUUAUGAAAUGCCGCUUAAAAUACUUUCCUACAAGGAUUUAUAUGGGUGGACAAUGGAUGAAAUAGUGGCACAAAUUGGAAGAAAAAAUAAUUGUACAUUUUGUGGUGUGUUCAGAAGGCAAGCACUAGACCGAGGUGCUGCGAUGUUAAAUGUGAAAUGUAUAGCGACCGGUCACAAUGCAGAUGAUAUUGCCGAGACUGUUCUCAUGAAUGUUCUUAGAGGAGACAUAGCCAGACUGAAGAGGUGUACUGCUAUAAGCACUGGCAGCGAAGGUACAAUACCAAGAGUAAAACCUCUUAAAUAUACAUAUGAGAAGGAAAUAGUAAUGUACGCACAUUACAAGAAAUUAGUAUAUUUCUCUACAGAGUGUGUCUUCGCACCGAAUGCUUACAGAGGACAUGCACGCGCCUUGCUCAAGGAUAUGGAAAAGAUAAGACCGUCAUGCAUAAUGGAUAUUAUUUAUUCAGGCGAGACAAUGUCCAUAAAAGAAGAAGUGUCACUCCCAACCCAGAGGUUAUGCAUAAGAUGCAACUUUGUGUCGUCACAGGAAGUGUGCAAAGCAUGUGUUUUGCUUGAAGGCUUAAAUAAAGGGUUACCGAAACUUGGAAUCGGUAAAAGUUCUAAAGUGAAGAAAUUACUUGACGAAUACAACACCAGGCAGAAUAAUUUAGAAACAAUAGUCAAAGAUUUAGAAGACUGUAAUAUUACUAAUAAGAAAACAAGUAAAACUUGUAAAAGCAUAUCAAAUGGUUUCAAACAAAAAGAAUGUAAUGCUACAAAUUGCUGUACUAAUAAAACUGAACGUAAUGUUGAGAAGAAUAAUGAAAAACUUCAAACAGUACUAGAUAAGUAUUCGUUAGAGAAUAACUCGCAAGUUAGACUUAACGAAGAAGACUCAGAUGACUCAGAAAUCAAACAUCAAGAUGAAGACGACACUUGCUCCAGUAGUUGCGGGAGACUGGGUGUUGGGUUUUGAUUAAAAUCAAUUUAAUUAUC
Messenger RNA from Bombyx mandarina (wild silkworm), 1422 nucleotides. It is a transcript of the gene Ctu1, whose product is annotated as Cytosolic thiouridylase subunit 1. The record is from RefSeq and is a predicted model, not a curated record. Gene Ontology annotation, molecular function: tRNA binding. Gene Ontology annotation, biological process: tRNA wobble position uridine thiolation. Lineage: Eukaryota; Metazoa; Arthropoda; Insecta; Lepidoptera; Bombycidae. Gene Ontology annotation, cellular component: cytosolic tRNA wobble base thiouridylase complex; mitochondrion.